AUGGCAAUUCUUUGUUCGCAAAACCCUACAGUUCUUCUUCAACAACAGCUUAACACUCGUUAUAUAACAAUGCCAAACGUUCUUGUCGUUUCUAACAGAAUUCCUGUCACAAUUACCGAAAACCAGAAGCCAGAGGGCGAUGUAAAUCCUGAGAGUGGCAACACCUACAGUUAUCAGAUGUCCUCUGGUGGACUUGUCACGGCCUUGCAAGGAUUGAAAACCCCCUUUCAAUGGUUCGGAUGGCCAGGUAUUAGCGUCAACAGUGAUAGGGACAAACGCACCAUUGAGUCCAACUUAAAGGAGCAAUUCAACUGUUAUCCUGUGUGGUUAUCUGAAGAAAUUGCAGACUUACAUUACAAUGGAUUCUCCAAUUCUAUUUUGUGGCCUUUGUUCCAUUACCAUCCUGGUGAGAUGAACUUCGAUGAGGUUGCCUGGGCUGCCUACAUUGAAGCAAACAAGCUAUUUACUGAAGAAAUUAUUGAGAGAGUUCAGGACGAUGAUAUUGUCUGGAUUCAUGAUUAUCAUCUCAUGCUGGUUCCUUCUAUUUUGAAGGAAAAGUUGAAGCUGUCAAAUAAGAAGAAUGUGAAAAUUGGAUUCUUCCUUCACACCCCAUUCCCAUCUAGUGAAAUUUACAGGAUCUUACCUGUAAGAGCGGAAAUUCUACAAGGAUUAUUAGGUUGUGACUUGAUUGGAUUCCACACAUACGAUUAUGCUAGACAUUUCCUUUCGUCGGUUAAAAGGAUCUUGAAAUUGCCAACUAGUCCCCAGGGAAUUCGUUAUGACGAUAGAGAUAUUACUGUUGGCGCUUACCCUAUAGGUAUCGAUGUAGAUAAAUUUUUGAAUGGACUCAAGAAAGACUCUGUAAAGGAUAGGAUCCAACAGUUGAAGACUAAAUUUGGUCCUGACUGUAAGUUGAUUGUUGGUGUCGACAGAUUAGACUAUAUCAAGGGAGUGCCACAAAAAUUACAUGCUUUUGAGGUGUUUCUUGAAACGCAUCCUGAGUGGAUUGGCAAGGUUAUUUUAGUCCAGGUUGCCGUUCCUUCGAGGGGUGAUGUCGAAGAGUAUCAAAAUCUCAGAGCCAACGUAAAUGAGUUGAUUGGUCGAAUAAACGGAAGGUUUGGUACCAUUGAAUUUGUUCCUAUCCAUUUCCUGCAUAAAUCCGUCAGUUUUGAGGAAUUGAUUUCUCUUUACGCUGUUAGUGACAUCUGUUUAGUCUCUUCAACAAGAGAUGGUAUGAACUUGGUCAGUUAUGAAUACAUUGCAUGUCAACAAGCAAAUAAGGGUACGCUUAUUCUCUCUGAGUUUGCUGGUGCUGCCCAAUCUUUGAAUGGUGCUGUGAUUGUUAACCCUUGGAACAUCGAAGAGCUGGCUGAAGCUAUCCAUGAAGGGUUGACAAUCUCCGAGGAGAAGAAAGCAGGUAAUUUCCGUAACAUGUUCCGUUACAUCUCUAAGUACACAGCCAGCUAUUGGGGUGAAAACUUUGUCAAAGAACUCUCUAGAUGCAAGUAG
Messenger RNA from Pichia kudriavzevii, 1509 nucleotides. RefSeq lists its product as uncharacterized. Gene Ontology annotation, molecular function: alpha,alpha-trehalose-phosphate synthase (UDP-forming) activity. Gene Ontology annotation, cellular component: cytosol; alpha,alpha-trehalose-phosphate synthase complex (UDP-forming). Gene Ontology annotation, biological process: cellular response to heat; trehalose biosynthetic process. The coding region runs from base 1 to 1509 and encodes 502 amino acids. The record is from RefSeq and is a predicted model, not a curated record. Lineage: Eukaryota; Fungi; Ascomycota; Pichiomycetes; Pichiales; Pichiaceae. The transcript has a single exon.